AUAUAUAUAUAGUAUAUAUAUGUAUAUAUAUAGUAAUCAUGCACCAACUCUAAAGUUAAAAAAAGAAAAAUGUCGAACCUCAUGUGGAAGAGCUUCAACAUCUGCUUCUCCAAGUUCAAGUGCUUUCCAACCAUAUCCCUCUCCCCCCAACCCGCCGCCGCCUCCGCCACCGCCGCCGAAGACCAAGAUCAGCAACUCCCCGCCGCCACCAAUCCCACACUUUUCAAGAAUUUCAACUCUUUAUACGACGCCAACUACUCCGACGACUUCUCAACCUCCAAAUCCGGCCCCUUCUCCCCCUCCUCCACCGCCGCCGCCGCCGCCACCGAAGAUUUCUUUUCCUCCUCCACCGACUCCGACGGCGACUGCAUCCCGGAUUUCUCCACCGCCUUCGCCUCCCACCGCUUCUUCUUCUCCUCCCCCGGCAGCUCAAACUCCAUCGUCGAGCCGCUUGAACCGCCGCCGCCGCAGCCGCGGGAUCCCGACGCCGUCGUGGGCGGCGGCGUAGCCGUCCACACAGACUCACCGGACCCUUACUCCGAUUUCCGACAAUCCAUGGUUGAAAUGAUCGAAGCUCGCGACGCCACGGCGGAUUGGGAAUUCUUGAACGAGCUGCUCUCGUGUUAUCUAUCGUUAAACCCCGGCCACACCCACAAGUUCAUCGUCGGCGCUUUCGCCGACGUCGUCGUCUCGCUCGUUGCCGCGCCGCCGCCGCCGCCGCCAUCUGUCGACUGCUGCUGCGGGGAAACCCUCCUCCAACAACGAAGUGCCACGUCGGAUUUGCCUAUUUAAUUCUUUUUUUUUUCUUUUUUAAAAUGGAGUUUUGGUAAAUAAACUAUUUCGAAAUUUGUAUUUUAACAUGACUUUUGAAAUGUGACGAAUUAAAUUACCAUCUUUUUAAUUUUUAUAAUUUUGUGCUCUUAGUUAUUUUCGAUCGUCAGAUUGUUGAAUUAGAGCUUGCAUGGUUUAAUUCGUUACGUAAUAUUCAUGUAACGACGUUAUUUGUAUAAAAUUGUUGAGUAUUGGACAUUAUA
Molecule: messenger RNA, 1034 nt
Organism: Salvia miltiorrhiza (redroot sage)
Lineage: Eukaryota; Viridiplantae; Streptophyta; Magnoliopsida; Lamiales; Lamiaceae
Product: transcription repressor OFP12-like
Exons: 1
Coding region: 70-792 (240 amino acids)
Biological process (GO): negative regulation of DNA-templated transcription
Source: RefSeq, a predicted model, not a curated record